Messenger RNA from Blastomyces gilchristii SLH14081, 2439 nucleotides. RefSeq names its product minichromosome maintenance protein 7 (cell division control protein 47). Gene Ontology annotation, molecular function: ATP binding; ATP hydrolysis activity; single-stranded DNA binding. Gene Ontology annotation, biological process: double-strand break repair via break-induced replication; DNA replication; DNA replication initiation. The record is from RefSeq and is a predicted model, not a curated record. Bases 1 to 2439 code for a protein of 812 amino acids. Gene Ontology annotation, cellular component: nucleus; MCM complex. Lineage: Eukaryota; Fungi; Ascomycota; Eurotiomycetes; Onygenales; Ajellomycetaceae. The transcript has 4 exons.
AUGGCGCUACUCCAGUAUCGCGCACCCGUCAAGUAUGCGGUCCAGCAAGAGCUUUUCAAGGACUUCCUUGAGACUUUUAAGAGCUUCGAAUCAGCUUCAGAGGCCGCGGCCACCGAAGCAAUCGAAGGCCUUCAUAUUGACGGCGAUGUCAUGAGCGACGAGUACGAUUUCAUGGACGAUGUCGAUGGUCAACGCACAAGAACUACGCGAUCAAAGGGACCGAAAUUGAAGUAUAUGCAGAUGCUGCAAGAAGUUGCGGAUCGGACAAGGUCCAAUAUUCUUAUAGAAUUAGAUGAUCUAGACACAUAUGUCAAAUCCCUGCCCGAUGGCCCUAAUUCAAACAUCCUCGACAACAUCGAAGGUAAUGCGAAGCGAUACAUUGAUGUAUUCUCUGAUGCGGUUGACGAAAUAAUGCCCAAGGAGACCAGAGAAGUCUCAUUUAAAGAUGACGUCCUUGAUAUAAUCAUGUCUCAACGAGAGCGAAGAAACGAAACAAUGACCCUGGCAGCUGAAGCAGAUCCUGAUUCUGAAGCUGGCAUGCCACCCUCAAUUUUCCCUCCUGAACUGACUCGCCGCUAUACCCUGAACUUCAAGCCAUUGACCGCUUCAGGCUCGAGCACUGGUCGAAGCAAGGCAAUGGCCGUUCGCCAUGUUCGUGGUGAACACCUUGGCCACCUUAUUACUGUGCGAGGCAUUACGACAAGAGUUUCAGACGUCAAGCCUGCGGUCAAAAUAAACGCCUACUCUUGCGAUCGUUGCGGAUCAGAAGUUUUCCAACCUGUUGUCACAAAGCAAUUUGCGCCCCUUUUUGAGUGCCCGUCUGUUGAAUGCACACAGAAUAACACCAAGGGCCAACUAUUUCUUUCUACCAGGGCUUCAAAAUUCAUUCCAUUCCAAGAAAUUAAGAUUCAGGAAAUGGCAGAUCAAGUUCCCGUUGGCCACAUUCCGCGCACCCUAACGGUCCACUGUAAUGGAAGUCUUGUACGACAAGUUAAUCCUGGUGAUGUGGUUGAUAUUGCUGGCAUCUUCCUCCCGAUACCUUACACUGGAUUUAGGGCCAUCAAAGCCGGCCUGCUUACAGAUACUUAUCUUGAAGCCCAGCACAUAACCCAGCAUAAAAAGGCCUAUGAGAAUCUUGUCCUGGACUCGCGAGCCCUCCAAAAAAUUACUCAACAUCAAAGUUCAGGAAACAUGUACGAAUACCUCUCGCGAUCCAUAGCACCUGAAAUCUACGGUCAUCUUGACGUGAAAAAGGCGCUGCUUCUACUUUUGAUUGGAGGAGUCACCAAGGAGAUGGGUGAUGGAAUGCGUAUUCGUGGUGACAUUAAUAUCUGUCUUAUGGGUGAUCCCGGUGUUGCCAAAUCUCAGCUAUUGAAAUAUAUCACUAAGGUUGCUCCCCGCGGUGUUUAUACUACUGGUCGCGGAAGUAGUGGUGUGGGCCUUACAGCAGCGGUGAUGCGGGAUCCAGUUACAGAUGAGAUGGUGCUAGAGGGGGGUGCUUUGGUCUUAGCGGACAAUGGAAUAUGUUGUAUUGACGAAUUCGAUAAAAUGGACGAUGGUGACCGGACUGCAAUUCAUGAGGUCAUGGAACAGCAAACGAUAUCCAUUUCCAAAGCGGGAAUUUCAACCACUCUCAAUGCUCGUACUUCAAUUCUUGCAGCGGCCAAUCCCCUCUAUGGCCGAUAUAACCCGCGUAUAUCACCCGUUGAAAACAUUAACCUCCCAGCGGCCCUUCUCUCUCGAUUUGAUGUCCUUUUCUUGAUGCUGGAUACUCCUUCUCGUGAUGCUGAUGAGGAGCUUGCUAACCACGUCGCAUACGUUCAUAUGCACAACAAGCAUCCCGAAACAGACGACAAUAACGUGGUCUUCACACCCCACGAAGUCCGACAAUAUAUCGCCAAAGCGCGUACCUUCCGCCCCAAUGUCCCCAAGCGAGUAUCCGAGUACAUGGUUGGCUCCUACGUUCGGCUUCGCCAGGAACAAAAACGUGACGAGGCCAACAAAAAACAAUUCUCACAUACGUCUCCACGUACACUGCUAGGCAUACUUCGUCUGUCACAAGCUCUUGCCCGCCUGCGAUUCAGCGAGGAAGUAAUCACAGAAGAUGUGGAUGAGGCCCUCCGUCUAACCGCGGUGAGCAAGGCGAGCUUAUAUCAUGAUUCCCAAGGAGGUGAUGAUCAGAGCCCCAUGAGCAAGAUCUACAAUCUCAUCAGGGGUAUGCGAGAGAGUGGUGCCGCGGCCGUGGAAGAUGGGAAUGAAGGGGAGCUGAGCAUGCGGAGAGUAAGAGAAAGGGUCCUCGCGAAGGGUUUCACGGAUGAUCAACUGAGCCAGACCAUUGAGGAAUAUGCAAAGCUAAAUGUCUGGCAAAUUAUUAGCAAUGGAACGCGCCUCGUUUUUGUUGAGAUCGACGAUGACGACGAGAUUAUGAAUAUGAUAUGA